AAAACCCACUUCCACAUAAACAGAGGCAACGCACCGAGCUGAGGACGCUCACCAUCAUCAUCCUCCUCCUCCUCCUCCUCACAGCUGAAGAUGGCGGACCCGGCCGAGUGCACCAUCAAAGUCAUGUGCCGUUUUCGGCCUUUAAACGGUUCGGAGGUGAUGAGGGGAGACAAAUACAUCCCCAAAUUUCAAGGAGACGACAAUGUGGUCGUCGGGAGAUUUUUUCUUUGAUUGUCAUAUGUGUUUGAUCGGGUGUUUCAGUCUAACACUACUCAGGAGCAGGUUUACAACGCUUGUGCUCAGAAGAUUGUAAAAGAUGUGCUUGAGGGUUAUAAUGGUACAAUAUUUGCUUAUGGGCAAACUUCCUCUGGAAAAACACACACAAUGGAGGGGAACCUGCAUGAUCCAGAUGGCAUGGGCAUUAUUCCACGGAUCGUCCAGGAUAUAUUCAACUACAUUUACUCUAUGGAUGAAAACCUGGAAUUUCAUAUCAAGGUCUCCUAUUUUGAGAUUUACCUGGACAAGAUCAGGGAUUUGCUGGAUGUAUCUAAAACCAACCUGUCUGUACAUGAAGACAAGAACAGAGUUCCUUAUGUAAAGGGUUGUACUGAACGGUUUGUGUGUAGCCCAGAGGAAGUGAUGGACACUAUUGAUGAAGGCAAAUCCAACAGACAUGUGGCUGUCACAAACAUGAACGAGCACAGCUCCAGGAGUCACAGUAUCUUCCUGAUAAACGUCAAGCAAGAGAACACACAGACGGAGCAGAAACUGAGCGGGAAACUCUUCCUGGUGGAUUUAGCAGGAAGCGAGAAGGUCAGUAAAACUGGAGCAGAGGGUGCUGUGUUGGAUGAAGCCAAAAACAUUAACAAAUCUCUUUCCGCUCUGGGCAACGUCAUCUCUGCUCUGGCUGAAGGAACGACGUACGUUCCCUACAGAGACAGUAAGAUGACGAGGAUCUUGCAGGAUUCUCUGGGUGGAAACUGCAGGACCACUAUAGUGAUCUGCUGCUCUCCAUCCUCUUUCAACGAGGCAGAGACCAAAACUACGCUCAUGUUUGGACAGAGAGCAAAGACCAUCAAGAACACAGUGUGUGUGAAUGUGGAGCUGACAGCUGAGCAGUGGAAGAAGAAAUAUGAGAAGGAGAAAGAGAAGAACAAGACGCUAAAGAACACCAUCACCUGGCUGGAGAACGAGCUCAACCGCUGGAGGAACGGUGAGAGUGUUCCCACUGAGGAGCAGUACGAUAAGGAGAAGGCAAACGCUGAUGUUCUAGCCCUGGAUAAUGUGAUGAAUAAUGAUAAAUUCACCUCGUCUCCCAGCAUGCCCGGCCUUAAAUUCACUGACGCUGAGCGUGAUAAGUGUGAGGCUGAAUUGGCCAAACUCUUCAAACAGCUUGAUGACAAGGAUGAUGAGAUAAAUCAGCAGUCUCAGCUGGCUGAGAAACUCAAGCAGCAGAUGUUGGAUCAGGAAGAGCUGCUGGCCUCAACGCGAAGGGACCAUGACAACCUGCAGGCGGAGCUCACCCGUCUUCAGAUGGAGAACGAGGCGUCUAAAGAGGAGGUGAAGGAGGUGCUGCAGGCCCUGGAGGAGCUCGCAGUUAACUAUGAUCAGAAGAGUCAGGAGGUGGAGGACAAGACCAAGGAGUUUGAAGCCCUGAGUGAAGAGCUCAACCAGAAAUCUGUGAUUUUUGUGUAUAUCGACUCUGAGCUGCAGAAACUGAAGGAAAUGACCAACCAUCAGAAGAAGAGAGUCACUGAGAUGAUGUCAUCACUGCUUAAAGACCUGGCAGAGAUUGGCAUCGCCGUAGGCAGCAAUGACAUUAAGGUGAAAAGGCAAAAGGGUCUCAUUGAUGAAGAGUUCACAGUGGCUCGUCUGUACAUCAGUAAGAUGAAGUCGGAGGUGAAGACUCUGGUGAAGCGCAGCAAACAGCUGGAAAGCGCUCAGGCUGAGAGCAACAAGAAGAUGGAUGAGAACGAGAAAGAGCUUGCAGCCUGCCAGCUCCGUAUCUCUCAGUAUGAAGCAAAGAUCAAGUCCCUGACAGAGUAUCUGCAAAACAUUGAACACAAGAAGAGACAGCUAGAGGAGAAUGUUGACUCUCUCAAUGAGGAACUGGUCAAACUCAGUGCACAGGAGAAAGUUCAUGCCAUGGAGAAGGAGAAUGAGAUACAAAGUGCUAAUGAAGUCAAGGAUGCAGUUGAUCAGCAGAUUCAGAACCACAGAGAAGCUCAUCAGAAACAGCUGAGCAGCCUGAGAGACGAGCUGGAGACCAAGGAGAAACUCAUCACUGAACUGCAGGAUCAGAACCAGAAGAUCAUGCUGGAGCAAGAGCGCUUGAAGGUGGAGCAUGAGAAACUCAAAACCACUGACCAGGAGAAGAGCCGCAAACUGCACGAGCUCACGGUGAUGCAGGACAGAAGGGAACAGGCCAGACAGGAUCUCAAAGGCCUGGAGGAGACAGUGGCCAAAGAGCUGCAGACUCUUCAUAACCUGAGGAAACUCUUUGUUCAGGAUCUGGCCACACGGGUGAAGAAGAGCGCAGAGAUGGACUCAGAUGACACCGGUGGCAGUGCGGCGCAAAAACAGAAGAUCUCGUUCCUUGAGAACAACCUUGAGCAGCUCACUAAAGUGCACAAGCAGCUGGUGCGUGAUAACGCUGACUUGCGCUGUGAGCUGCCCAAGCUGGAGAAGCGCCUGCGGGCGACAGCGGAGCGUGUAAAGGCUCUGGAGUCUGCACUCAAAGAGGCCAAAGAGAAUGCAGCCCGUGACCGCAAACGCUACCAACAGGAGGUGGACCGCAUCAAAGAGGCCGUCAGAGCCAAGAACAUGGCCCGCAGAGGACAUUCGGCACAGAUCGCCAAGCCAAUCAGACCCGGUCAGCCCCCUGUCGCCUCUCCCACCCACCCCAAUGUCAACCGCUCAGGGGCGGGGCUCUUCCAGAACAACCAAUCAGUGGGCAUCCGUGGUGGAGGCGUAGUCAAACAGUAAAAUAACUGUUGAAUGCUGAAUUUAACCCUAGUAGCCCCAGCUGAAGAUGAUAUCACCCCAAAAAGCUGAACAGGCAUUCCACAGCACGGAAGGGUUCAAUACUAUACAUAUGAAAAUGAAUAUAAGUAUAUAUAUGUGUAUGAAACAUGAAAUACUAUCCCCGUCUGGGCUGUACAGAUGUUCCUCCAUUCUUAUCUCUUAUAUCUUCCCUUUAAAAAUAUAAAGAAAACUUAAAAAAAAAAAAAAAAGAAGACGGGCUUUUUGCACCAGUGGACACGUGUGUAACUAGCGUGUAUCUCUUCACUCUUGCACAGUAGGUUUCUGCUCACAUCCUGCUCUCCACAUCCCUCACUGUGCCAAGUUGAAUGUAUUACAAAAUUAAAAAAGUAAAAAAAAAAGGCAGAAAUUAAUGAAAAAAGGAACAAAAAAAACAAACAAACUGCUAGCUGCAUUAUUUUAGCCUUAUUUAUGUACGUUCACAUUUUGGGUUUGUUUAGAGAGUUAGCUUGUUCUCUCUUGCUUUGAUACAUUUCUGUUGAACAUUUCACCUAAAUACGUAUGUUAAACACUAAAACUGAACUGUGUAUAUAUGAACCAUUGAACUAGUUUUUGUAAUGAUGGACAUGUUCAGAAGAAAGAUUUAAAUUAUGAUGAAAGGGUCGUCUGAGAGUAGACAAACGAGAUGCAGUUCGAUGAAAUGACAACGAAAAGGCUGCUUAAUGUAGAUGAAUCUGAGCUGCAGGUAUAUUUAAAGCACUGUACGAACACAAAACGAGUAAUCAUUGUUACAGCAUAAAGACCUGUGUGUAUGUCACAGCCUGAGCUCUUAGAUGAGUUGUAGCUAGGUUAAAAAAAACAAUACUAAUGUCAUGUGCUCAUUUCAAUAUUUAUCUUCAGUUCUCACUGUUUAAACAGGUAGAGUUUGUCGUAUCGAUGCUGCUCUGUAGCUCAGUAAUCAUGUGUGUGGAUUUUUCCGCGUAGUUUUUCCAACAAUAUUCCCAGGCAGGUUUGCGGUUACAUUGUUUUUCAUAGGCAGGGAACCAAAGCUUUUAAUUUUAGAGAUUGUUGUCCCAACAAUGAACACUUACAUUAUUAUUUAUUCAUCCACAUGUCGUUCCAAACCUGUUAGACUUUCCUUUCAUUCUACACGAAAGGAUAUCAGCACUUUUUAAUUUUUACCAGGGUUUUUUUUUUUUUUUUUUGUAAUUAAAAGGCAUAGACAUGGACAUUUUCAAGCUCCAGAAUAUCACAAAAUACCAUUGAGAUAUUUUAUUCCAUGUCUUCUGAAAUCAAAUAGAAAAUUAAAGUCAUUAUUCACUUCAGAUCUUGCCCUUCAUGCCUCUAAAAUCUCAUUAGCUUUGUCAUUUGAUUGAGAUGUAAUGCCAUUUGGCGUCAUUGACCUCAAACCUGCCACAACAUGACUUUAUGCAUUAUAUGAGCAAAUUAGUUUUUCAUAGGUUGUCUUAUUUCUUUGUUAUUGCCGCCCCUUUUCACUACUUGUUUUCAUUUUACAGAAAAGCUAAAUUUAUUAGGGUUUGGGACUGCUUGAGAGUGAGUAAAUGAUGACAAAAGUUUCAUAUUUGGGUGUGUUAAGCGAUUCUUGACUGUGGAAAUGAACACAUCCCGCCCUUGUCCCCUUUAGAGACACCCUCUUAAUGGUUAAUUUUACACUUUGUAUAGUGUAAUUUUGUGUUUUUGUUGGAGCGAGGUUUGUGCAAUGGUCAGACAGCCAUUGAAGUCACAAUAUUCCUACACUCCUGAGUGUUUACCUUUUGAUUUGAUUUGUGUUUUGAUACAGUUAAGUCCAUUAUAGGGUCCAUAUUUUAAAGUUUUGCGAUUGAAUCUUCAGUGGUUUGAGCAUUGCAAACAACCCAGGAAACCCACACAUCAUUUAGUUCUGGCGAUUGUGGUUUUGGUUGCCUUGUGAUUUUGUGUUUGCUUAUAUAGACCUGCUGAUUGGCUCUCUACAGUUCCAAUGCUUUUCAUUCAGCACAACGUUACUGCCUUUCAUUGACUAAUGUUAAUGGGUGGGGCCUAUUUGAUGGUGGGUGGGGUUUAUUUAAUCAUUUUAGGUCAUGUUUUCAUUUUGUUGCACUUGCGACUAGGUAAUAAAGUUUUAUUUAUUUCUGUUAUAUUAUAGAAUAGGAAUUUUGCUGUUCAUUUUCUUUUGUUGAUCUUUUUUAAGUUUAUGACAAGUAUAUGUAGAUUCCAGUGUACUUGGUUUCCAUUGUCCUCUGUUUUUCCAUGUAUUUGGAUCCAGAUCCUACUAGGUGUCCUGUGUAAAUGACUGUAGUACUGUAGUAGCAGGGGGGUAUUGAAGAUGGUGUUUUACGACCUUCUGUGUGCAAUAUGAGUCUGGUGUAGUGCAAGUUUCUCAGUACUGAAGAAAAGCGACGGAGAGCAAUUGAAAACCGCACUCAACAGUCCUCCCAUUUUAUUUCAUCGUUUAAUGCUCAUUUGUCUAACGCUUGUCUUGUUCGCUGAAUUUAAUCUUUUAAAAGCACUUUAAAAUGUUACCAUCUCAUUUGAAAAACGCACUUGUUGAAAAUGGAAAUUUGCAUCUCAGACAUUGAAUUCCUCACUGAAUUUUAUAAUUAUUGUUAAUGAGGAGCUUCUGCAGGAGGUCAUGUGAUUUGAAGACUGUGUCAUUAUUGUUUUUUUGUAUUUUGUUUUGCCUUGAAUCUGCAAAACACUCCAUUUAAAUGGCUCUAAUGGAAAGAUGUAAUGGUGAUCAGAAAAUGUGUACAGUUGGUUCUUCAGCGUGUGUAGAUUGAAUUGCUGUGUAUAUUUCCUUUAGUCGCUUACUGUAGGCAAGUUUUCACCCCUUGACAUGAAACACAAAUAAAGUAUAGGGUAAAACACA
Molecule: messenger RNA, 5848 nt
Organism: Cyprinus carpio (common carp)
Lineage: Eukaryota; Metazoa; Chordata; Actinopteri; Cypriniformes; Cyprinidae
Gene: kif5bb
Product: kinesin family member 5B, b
Exons: 26
Biological process (GO): microtubule-based movement
Molecular function (GO): microtubule binding; ATP binding; microtubule motor activity
Source: RefSeq, a predicted model, not a curated record